Serendipita indica DSM 11827 is the source of this 1296-nucleotide messenger RNA. Lineage: Eukaryota; Fungi; Basidiomycota; Agaricomycetes; Sebacinales; Serendipitaceae. The record is from the annotation of a GenBank genome assembly.
AUGGGAUGGCUCGAGCUUCAGCUCUCUCGAGCAAGUACCCAGACUCUCGAAAUCGAAUGGGCCGUCGCGGAUAAUCCAGAAUGGCCACUAUUCAAGGACGAGCUACUCGAUAUAUUUACCCGUUGGGCACCUAUCGAGCGCUGGCACUCCUUGCGAGUCACCGAGCUCGCACCACGCCAUAUCCCAUUCUUUAGAUCGCUCAUCUUCACUAAAACUUUUGAAAAUUUGGAGUCUUUCGUCUGGGAAAGCUUCGACGAGGAACGGCAUACUAUGCUUCCCUUGGUGGACGCACACCUUCCACCUUUGCCGACGAGCAAGUUUCGACAAUUCGAAUGUGACUUCCAUAUCGACCAUGCGCAACUCCAUGGUAGUAUCGCCACGCUUAUUCAGUAUACAUCACGAUUCUGGACACAGGAUUUGCGAGAUUUCGGAGAGCAUUUUCUACCUCCCAACGUUCACGAGCUCCUGGUGAGCCGCCUCCCUGAUUUUCCUCUUCCCCACGUGACGUCGAUCCGAAUCUCUUCGCUCCAUAAUCUCAACUCCACGACUCUCCCAAAUGUUUCAUCCCUCACAAUCCGACUCUUAGUGCCUAGGACGUUUCCGCUUCCUGUAGAGUUCGACACGCUGAGGGAACUUAGCGUGGCUGUUGUCGAUUUUCAAUUACUCGAGAUGAUUCAAGCGCCGAAUCUCCACUCCCUGAGCAUCGGUGCGCCAACCGAGUUAUACGUUCCCCGACGGAGUCAUAUCAAUCGUAUCAAAAAGGAGAGCCUGCUGCGUGUAUUUGCGCAAGGAAGUCAAUACUCGCUCAACCCUCCACAAUUAUCAAUCCGUCACCCUUUUCCACUCGACAUCCUCGAGCAUGUGGUGCGACAUGCAAAAGAUACGACACAUCUGAGUGUCAAAUUUCGAAAUACGUAUGACAUGGGUCUCUUCAUCAGCAGAGUGCUCCUACCAGCGCCGUCUAUGCACCCGUCAAUUUCUAGCCUGGCUUCGAAGCACGUAGGACCAACUUAUGGGGACGACAUCACAUGUCCUGACUUAAAAAUGCUCACUCUGGACCUUGAACGGCCACGCCUAUUGAAAGAGCACUCUUCCCUCCGCUGGCGCGUAGAUCAGCACCUCAUUGCACUGUACAGUCGGAGACUGUUCAUUGUGCGGAAAGGAUCAUCUUUGGAGGGAAUCUCAUUUGUGGUAGAUAGGCACUGGCGACGCUUUAGCGCUACUGAACUGGAUGCUCUUCACGUCGACGGUCACGAAACCGAGGAGUUGGAAGAUGGAUAUCAUAUUAACCUAUGA